Molecule: messenger RNA, 1548 nt
Organism: Sabethes cyaneus
Lineage: Eukaryota; Metazoa; Arthropoda; Insecta; Diptera; Culicidae
Exons: 1
Coding region: 1-1548 (515 amino acids)
Biological process (GO): DNA integration
Molecular function (GO): nucleic acid binding
Source: RefSeq, a predicted model, not a curated record
AUGGAAUCCAUUCUUCAAGGACUGGAUCACGUUGUCAGCUUCUACGACGACGUCAUCGUAUUCGCUAAGAACUUCGACGAGCUCCUGCUAGCUCUUACCGCAACGAUGGACAGGAUGAAACAAAAUGGUCUACGACUCAACCGUACGAAAUGCAUCUUCGCCACGUCAUCGCUCGAAUGCCUGGGUCAUCGGAUCGACCGCCACGGCUUGCACAAAUCGGAUAAGCACGAUGAAGCUAUACGUGACGCACCACGUCCGACUACCCCGGAGGAAUUACAGCUAUUCCUAGGUAAGGCAACCUACUAUAGUGCGUUCAUUCCCAAUCUUUCUUCAAGGGCUAGAAGUUUACGCGACAUGUUGCUAGCCGAUCCAUUCGAAUGGACACCCGAAGCAGACAGGGCCUAUCAAGACUUAAAACAGGUUCUGGUCUCACCUCAAGUGUUAAUGCAAUAUGACCCUUCCCUACCGCUAAUUCUUGCAACGGACGCAAGCAAAACUGGUCUUGGUGCCGUUGUCUCACACCGUUUGAGCAAUGGCAUGGAGCGACCGAUAGCAUACGCCAGUUGUACCAUGUCCGCCACCGAACAACGGUACCCACAAAUCGACAAAGAAGCUCUCGCCUUCGUUUGGGCGGUAAAGAAAUUCUUUCACUACCUAUACGCGCGUAAGUUCACGCUGAUUACGGAUUAUAAGCCGCUUACGCAAAUCUUCCAUCCAGAAAAAUCACUCCCUACGCUGUGUAUUAGUCGAAUGGCAAACUACGCCGAUUACCUGGCUCACUUCAAUUUCGACGCGGUCUACAAACCAACCAGUCAAAAUACGAAUGCCGACUACUGCUCCAGAAUCCCAAGCCAAACGGUACAAUCUGAUGUCAAUCGCUUGUCUCUCCACGAGGGAAGAAAUAACGAAGACGAGUUUGAACAGUUUUCCUUACAUCAGAUUCAGCAACUGCCAGUGCGAGCGGAACACAUUGCACGUGAGUCACGAAAGGACACGAACCUUGGAGGGAUCAUUCAAGAACUGGAAUUGGGACGAAAUUUAAUGCAGCUGGGUUACAAGUCACCGGAAGCAAGAUACACCCUAGUUGCUAACUGUCUACUCUUUGAGCACCGUGUUGUCAUACCACCUACUCUUCGGCAAACGAUCUUGAACGACCUUCACGUGGGACACAUUGGAAUCGUCAAAAUGAAGGGAUUGGCACGUUCUUUCGUAUACUGGCCAGGGAUAGACGCCGACAUCGAAAACACGGCAAGAUCCUGUACGGAAUGUGCACAACAUGCAUCAGCACCACCGAAAUUCAACACACAUCAUUGGGAGUACCCGAACGGUCCAUGGGAGCGAAUACAGGUCGACUACGCUGGUCCAGUGGCAGGUUCGAUGCUGCUAAUCGUCGUCGACGCAUAUAGCAAGUGGGUCGAAGUUAAAAUCACCAACUCAACUACAACUGCUGCCACGAUCAAUCUUCUCGAUGGAUUAUUUGCCGCCUACGGAGCACCAAUAACAGUUGUAUCGGACAACGGUCCUCAAUUUACUGCCGAGGAAUUCUAA